This is a messenger RNA of Linum tenue, 400 nucleotides long. NCBI's taxonomy places the organism in Eukaryota, Viridiplantae, Streptophyta, Magnoliopsida, Malpighiales, Linaceae. The record is from the annotation of a GenBank genome assembly.
GCCACGUGUUCCUACUCCUUCUCUCUUCUUAAAGAAAACCCCCAAAAAUUCUCCAUCUCUUGUUCUUCUUUCCUCCAACGAGCAAAAAGCAAACCCAUCCAAUCAGAGGAAGGAAUGAAUGGAUCUCCUCUCCUGCCCGCCUCUUCAUUCAUCUGGACCGAGCCCCAGGCUGAUUUUGGAUGAGGAUGGUGAGGGCUCACCGGAGAAAGGAGCGUCAGCGGCUUCAACUGCCGCCGGCGAUAAGGUAGUCGGCGACCGGAGGGAAGGUUUCAGCAAUCGAAGCUAUUGACAGUGGAGACAGGAGCUCCAUGCAAGCUCCAGGCACUUUGACGGCGCGUCGAUUCCACACCGCAGAAGCACAACUGUUUUUUAUUUAGUAACGCGUGGCACAUUUUUAUUG